Molecule: messenger RNA, 1224 nt
Organism: Daldinia childiae
Lineage: Eukaryota; Fungi; Ascomycota; Sordariomycetes; Xylariales; Hypoxylaceae
Product: Mannan endo-1,4-beta-mannosidase 1
Exons: 4
Coding region: 1-1224 (407 amino acids)
Molecular function (GO): hydrolase activity, hydrolyzing O-glycosyl compounds
Source: RefSeq, a predicted model, not a curated record
AUGAAGUUGUCUCUGAUUCUUCUGUGGGCAGCAAGCGCUCUUACCUCCCCUCUCCGCCGGGGUGCUGCAAAGUUAUCUCCGGUCACGCGCAAUGGGACCAGUCUUUUGGUUGACGGAAAGGUCUGGAAAAUGGUUGGGCCAAACGUCUACUGGCUAGGUCUUGACGAAAAUGUGACACCGCCAGCUGGGGAGCCGUUUUAUGCUCCUACCAAAGCCAGCUACCCUACCAAAGAGCGUAUUACCGAGGUGAUGACAACUGUACAAGCUCUGGGAGGCACCAUGAUUCGCGGGCAUACCUUGGGUAUUAGCACUGGGAACCCCCUGAGUGUUGUGCCCGAGCCAGGAGUAGUCAACGAAAAAGCCUUCGACCCAAUCGACUGGGCUGUCUAUCAAGCAGGUGUAUACGGUAUCAGGCUACUGAUACCGUUAGUGGAUAAUUAUGACUAUUAUCACGGAGGAAAAUACAACUUCCUUCGUUGGGCUGGUUUCGACCUAAACCAACGACGGGAUGAGAAAAACCCUCUAGUUCAGCAAUUCUACACCAAUGCCACUAUCGUCUCUACCUUUAAAGACUAUAUUAAGACGAUCAUAACCCACAGAAACCAGUACAAUAACCUUACCUUUGCCGAAGAUCCCACAAUUUUCGCGUACGAGACGGGGAACGAACUCCUCGGUCCCGUAUGGGGUGAUAUGAAUUCACCAGCGGACUGGGUUCAGGACAUCGCCAAGUACGUUAAGAGCCUUGCUCCGCAGAAGCUAGUAGUCGACGGGACCUACGGCAUCAACAAAACCCACCUAACCAUCGAAGAAAUCGACAUCUUUUCCGACCACAUGUACCCUGUCGACACCGCCAAGCUGCAAGCAGAUAUCAAACUCGUUGAAGCUGCCGGGCGCCCGUUCUUCGCGGGUGAGUACGACUGGGUCGGCGGCAACACCGCGAACCUUCAGUCCAUGUUCAAGAUCAUCGAGGAGAGCCCUGCCGUUGCUGGUGAUACUUUCUGGAGCCAAUUUGGCCACAAUGCUCCCGACUGCAAAACCUACGUAGACCACAGCGACGGUCUCGCGCUUCAGUACGGCAACCCGAAGAACACGGCGAAUCAGAACAGCCGUAUUCAGCUUAUUCGAAAGCACUUCAUCGCUAUGAGCCAGGGCAAGGAGAUUGCGCCGGAUGAGGCUUUGCCCGAGGUGCCGUGUCCGGCGCCUAUAUCGCCAUCGUUUCGUUAG